AGCUCCGAGCUUAGAGUCUUACAGUGCUUUAAUAGUGACUAGCAGUAGUACGGUAUACGAAUUACGUAAAUGUAAUAUACAUAGGUAGUACCUAGGGAUACACAAGCUUGUGAAACCCUGUGUACACAUGUUGGUGGUCUAGACCUCUCACCAGGUGCCUGACACAAUCCAUCAAACCUUUAGACCGUUUCAAAUCUUGUCUUUGAUGGGCAAUAAGGUUUAUUGAAUGAGCAGCACUACCGGUACAAGUAGUAUUUAUCCCCCAAGAAAACCCUGCCGGUGCACAUCUCAAUCCUGAAGCAGGUUUGCCCCGAGGUGAGACUCUACAAAUGGCCCGCUAGAACAGCGGUUCAUCUGCUGACUCAGCAGGUGCAAAAAAAAGUCUAGAUCUUGUUUCUGCUUAUACUAUGCCUGGCUUGUCAUCUUGACACAGAGCACAUAUUGCAAACAACUAUCCCAAUAAGAGUAGGGGAAAUGCGUGCCCCGAAAUGGCAGCAAGGUGGAAGCUGUUGACUCCGAACGGGGCUACAUAAGCUAUUAAAAACAGGUUAUCUUCAAACGCAUGCACAGAGGCCGUUUGUGGGGAUGCAAUCAGGUUUGUAUACGCUGUCAACUUUAAACUUUAUGUGAUGCCUUCCAAAAAAACCAGCCUUGCUUUUCUGACACCAAUUCCCUCACCCACAAAACCGGCUGAUCACACACUGCUUCCAAACACUGCAAAUUUUCAAGGUUCUCACACCUCUUGCCAAGUCCAUAUCUUCGGUCUUCAAAAUCCGACAAAUCACAUUACCCUGCUUACCCUUACAACCUUGCCAUCCUUGUGUCUCUCUGCACGCAGCGCAAACCUUGAACAUUCUUGCCAACAUCUGCCUUCAUGUUGUAGAGACGCCCUUGACAAUCUCACUGCCUGCCGUGCUCCCCAUUGGACACUUCAUCUGUCGGGGGGGCCCACCAAUCAUAUCUUGAUGUAUUGUACUGUAAACCUGUGCAGACACCUUCCAAAAUUUCAUCUCACUCAUCACAACCCCUUGAAGGAGUCUCGUCACAGUGGGGUCUACUGAAUAAUAGCAGGACACCUGCCCCACGAACAUGACACCGCACUUGAGCGUUUUGCCAAAGAAGUCCUCUUCCGCAGAGGCCUCCGCCUGACACCCCUUAUCGGUCUCUGCUGUGUUGAACUAUGCCGAGCAACGCAGACAUGAAAGGUGUGCAGAUAAGACU
Molecule: messenger RNA, 1221 nt
Organism: Coccomyxa subellipsoidea C-169
Lineage: Eukaryota; Viridiplantae; Chlorophyta; Trebouxiophyceae; Coccomyxaceae
Exons: 1
Coding region: 630-1061 (143 amino acids)
Source: RefSeq, a predicted model, not a curated record